Sipha flava (yellow sugarcane aphid) is the source of this 339-nucleotide messenger RNA. RefSeq lists its product as uncharacterized. The transcript is spliced from 2 exons. NCBI's taxonomy places the organism in Eukaryota, Metazoa, Arthropoda, Insecta, Hemiptera, Aphididae. The record is from RefSeq and is a predicted model, not a curated record.
AUGCAGCUAACUAAAGAACAUAUUUCAGACAAUUCAGUAAAAGAACUUGAUUCGAACAUUGAUUUAGUAUUAGCUACUUCUAGUCAUGAUUUCCAUCUUCAUUCUAAUGACAUAGGUGAUUAUAUUGGAAAAAAUAUUGACAUUUAUACGAAGCAUGAACUCCUAGUGAAUCAUUGGGUAUCACCAACAAAUUACAUAUUUCUUUUCUCUGAGCAUAAUAAAAACGGUAAAUUAAUACGUCGAUUUCUUGGAAUGUAAAAAAUAAAAUAAAAUCCGGAAAGACUUAUUCCAAUUAUAGAAAGUAUUAUAUUUUUGGGAAGACAAAACAUCCCCUUUUGA